AUGGCCGGUACUUCUCCGACUAGACGCUCUUCUCGUGCGCGAACAACUCAAUCACAAUCACAUAAUAGCUCGAGUGCGUCCAGUGCAUCUGGCCGUGUCGAGCGAAGCACGAGGGCCUUCACUAAGACUGGUUCACCCCAAAAGUCGACUGGUAGUGGAUCUUUAUCGUCAGAGCCCCCCGAGGAUUCAACAAUUAUAACGAACGACGACCCCAUUCUCCGUCGGCGGAGUACGCGCGGGAAAGAAGACGACCGAGAAAAGCAAUCCAAGAUAGAAUUACUCGAUAUGGCGUCUGCUGGCGACGAAGUUCAAGAGGACGAUGAGGCCGUACGCUGCAUCUGCGGUCAUGACGAAUACCCAGGGCCACCACCCUUCGACGAGAACUCGAAGCAUGACCCAAGAGACACGAUUGACCAUGACCGAAUUUUCGCUAUCGAAGUUACGGACGACAUGGCUGGUUUUUAUGUACAAUGCGAGUUCUGCAACACAUGGCAGCAUGGUGCUUGUGUCGGGUUUGCCGAAGAGUCCAAUCUCGAAGACGUCCAGUACUUUUGCGAAAGAUGCCGAAAAGAUUUACAUAAGACAUUUACAGCAAGCAAUGGGCAAAAAUACUCGAUAUUUCUUCCCAUCCAUCGACCCUCACGAGCUGUUUCACGAGCCACCUCCACAGCUAAAGAUGGUGCGCUUUCCCCUAAAAGCAAUCCAACUAAAAACUCACGCUCCUCAGCAGCUGCGCAUGCAUCGAAGCGGCGUUCUACUAUGAACAGUAGAGAUGCUGCUUACGAUGAAGAGGAGCAACUACGCCGAGCAAUUGAAGCAAGCAAGGAAGAUGCGAUUCCCGAAACCACAGAACUUCCGUCAAGACGUCCCAAGCGAAGUAGAGAUGAUAGUGAAGAGAAGGUCGAGGGUAUUAAACGACAGCGAACAACUUCCAAAUCUCCUUCCCCGAAAAUUGAAAGGCUUCAAUCCGCCCCCCCUGAAGAGUCCGAGGAUGAACUGGCAAUGCGAAACGGAUCGUCAAAAAAGUCUCGGAACGCAGCAAGGAAUCAGCGUGAAAAAGCCGAAAGGGACGAACGCCGUGAAGAGCAAGAGCGGAGACGGGUCGAGGCUGCCAAUAAGCGAAAAGGCCGAGCUGAACGUCGGCGAGCUGAUGACUCCGACCCCUCGGAAGAAAUGCCUCUGGCAGUUCGCGCAGCAGUAAAUAGGGCAACAGAAUCCGCGCAACCUCCUGAUCCUCCGGUUUCAUCGCAGCCCCCUCCCGAUACGCCUCCUACAGUCCCGGCUCUCACAAAUUCCCAUAAGAAAAAGGCAACCAACCAGAAAAAGAAAGGCAGGAACCAAUAUACUAAAGACCGUGAUAAUCGUGAUCAUGACGAAUCACCGGCGAGGUCAGUGUCGCGUGACAUUACAAGAAAUGCCGACGAGAACGGCACAUCACAUACAAAAUCGAAUCACGAGCCUGCCGGCAAGCAGAGCAAAUCAAAGGGCGGCAUGAAUUCGAGGAUCACUAUGACAGAUAUGAAGAGGCGCGCCAAUAACAUUUUAGAAUACAUCACAAGAACACAGGUUGAGCUCGCAAGCGAGCCGUUAUCAGACUCAGGAACUAGUACACAACAGAAUAAUGCUAGCAAUGGAUCCGCCACUACAAUACCUUCAAUUAAGGUAAACGGCGACAGCAGAAAACACGAAAACGUCGGUAUAACUACGAACGGGUCGAUAACCAAUGGAGUUAGCCAUAGCCUCUCCUUGCUAAAGGAAUUUAAGGAUAUGUCUUGUAUCGAGAUGAUGGACAUAUUGACACGGGAUUUGGUCAAAUGGCAGCAAGAGUUUGCGCCCUGA
Messenger RNA from Daldinia decipiens, 1839 nucleotides. RefSeq lists its product as uncharacterized. Lineage: Eukaryota; Fungi; Ascomycota; Sordariomycetes; Xylariales; Hypoxylaceae. Gene Ontology annotation, cellular component: Rpd3L complex; Rpd3L-Expanded complex. The transcript has 4 exons. Gene Ontology annotation, biological process: negative regulation of silent mating-type cassette heterochromatin formation; negative regulation of rDNA heterochromatin formation. The record is from RefSeq and is a predicted model, not a curated record. The coding region runs from base 1 to 1839 and encodes 612 amino acids.